AUGAAACGCAAACAGGCAACACUUGAAUCCAUUUGGAUCAAGAAACCAAAAACUAAUGAACCAACUGAAAAUGAGUCUGUUGCUGCUUUCAGCUCUCCGGUACCUCUGGCACCCUCAGUAACAUCCACCAAUGACAUUAGUGUGUACGCUAGACAACAUGGUAAAUUGACUGAUGAGGAACGUGACACUCUUCUCUCUACGGACUGGAAACCAUCAGAGAAACACAUGUACAAAAAGACACAAUUCGGCAAAACAAGUCGGACAUUCCAGUCAUCCUGGCUCCAGAAAUAUCCAGGACUUGUGUACAGUGUCGAAGAAGAUGGAGCGUAUUGCUUUAUGAGUGUGAGAACAAACAACGCUCCCGUAAAUAAGCAGGUCGAUGCAGCUCUGCAGGCCAGACGGAAGAAGAAUGCUGUGGUUCUUGAGUCUAUCACCAAGACAGUGUUGUUAUGUGCGCGCCAGAACAUAGCCCUCCGUGGGCAUUCUGACAGUUCAAAAUAUUAUGAUGAUGAAUCAGUGAAUUGUGGUAAUUUCCAAUCACUUAUAGAGUUUCGUGUUGAGUCAGGUGAUUCUGUUCUCAAGGAACACUUUGCUACUUGUGGGAAGAAUGCUACCUAUCGCAGUCCUACAAUUCAGAAUGAACUUCUUGACAUUAUGGGACAGACAGUUGAACGCAAGGUAGUGAAUGAAAUAAAAACUGGUGGUAAAUUCUACUGUGUGUCUGCCGAUGAGGUACGUGACAUCGGUAACGUGGAACAGCUAGCCGUGUGUGUCAGGUUUAUAGACGAGUCUGACAAGAUCCGAGAAGAGUUUCUCCGGUUUGUAGAUGUCAGUCCAGAUACCAGUGGCGAGGCUCUCUCCCAAGCUAUCCUCGACGUGCUAACAGACGUUGGUCUAGACCCUUCCAUGAUGCGGUCACAGUGCUACGAUGGUGCUGGUAACAUGACGGGUAAGACAAAAGGUGUAGGUCCAAGAAUCCAGCAUCAGUACCCCAGAGCUCUUCCGUUUUGGUGCACGGCUCACAAGUUGAACCGCUGUGUAGUUCAUGCUUCCAACAGCACACUUGUACGAAACAUGAUGGGAACAGUUGACAGGAUUGCUGUGUUCUUCAACUACUCGCCGAGACGACAGACCUGUCUUGCUGAAUGUCGGGCUGCCAUGGAAGUCACCGAGUCCAAGCGCCAGAAGAUAAAGUCUCUCUGCCGUACACGCUGGGUAGAACGACACGACGCCCUUGAGGUCUUUAUCGACUUUCUACCCGCCAUGGUUGAAGCAAUGUCUCAGUUAAUGGAGAAUGAAACCAAGUCUACAACAUCUGCUGAAAUCUCUGGGUUUUUGAUGGCGAUUACUGGUUUCCAGUUUAUCGCUGUCCUGGUGAUUGUGACCCGCUGUCUCAGCUAUAUAAAACCCUUCACUGUUGCUCUUCAAGGUCGUUCGGUUGAUGUGGUCAAGGCCAUGUCUCAGGUUAGUGUGGUGCAGCAAGCUCUCCAAGAGGUCCGUGACAACAUCGACACCUACCAUAACACCUGGUUCCAAGAAGUUUCAACUAUCGCUGACAAUCUUGGUGUUCAGCCAUCUCAACCCAGACUGUGUGGUCGUCAGACUAAGCGUGACAACAUCGAAGCAGCAACACCCGAAUUGUACUACAAAAGAAACCUAACGAUUCCCUUUGUUGACACUUUUGUGAAUGAAAUGGACACCCGAUUCAGUGAUUUGCAGACUAAGGCAGCCAUGGGAUUGAAGCUUAUACCGGAACAAAUGUGCGCCUCUCCUGUCAGUGCUAGUGACCUUGAAUGGUUCAUUGAUGAUCUCCCUUCCCCUCAGUCCCUGCCUGCUGAGUUGCACUUGUGGCAGGCUAGAUGGAAAGGUGUUACCAACCCACCUACUACCCUUCAGGGGGCUGUUGAACAGUGUGAUUCACAGCUGUACCCCAACAUUUACACGGUCUUGUCUAUCGAAUGUGUGUUCCCUGUCACAUCAUGUGAGUGUGAAAGAAGUAUCAGUGCCCUAGGACUUGUAAAGACAAAACUGAGAACUUCAAUGGGUCAGGACAGGUUGUCCGCUUUGUGCCUUCUUUCUGUUCAUAGGGACAUUGACAUUAACAUUUGCAAUGUUGUCCGAGAGUUUGCACGGAAGCAUCCUAGGCGGAUGGAUCUUCCUGACAUCCUGUCUGAGCUGUAGACAUUUGUUGAAUAGUGGUAUAAUCACUUCAGCAUUAGCAUUGUAUUAUUUUGCUGUUAUAAUGAUAUUUUAUUCUUCAUUCAUCAUUGUUGUAUUUGUUGCUUUUAUUAUGUGCAAUUUGCUGAUCAGUUCCCUUUAAAUCUGAUUUGAGGUGAUAAUUUCCUUUAAGCCCUUUUUAUUUUAUGGCCCUUUUUUACACCUUUUCUUUUUAUGGUAGGUUAGGCCCCUUCCUUGGGUCAAGAUCAGCAAUCUUUUACACAGCUUUUAAUUGUGAAUGUAUAGUACUGAUAUUAUAUUUCUGCUUACAUUAUAAUAAUGUGCUAUAAAAAUACUGCUUUGGUUAUGCUUUUAGUGUGUUUUAUUAUUAUAGUAUUACUUAUGUAUGCCAUGUAUUUAUGAUGUGUUGAAAUUUGCUACUGUUUGAUUAUAGGUCGGUCAAGAGCUUUACAUAGCUUAUGUUAUAUCAUGUUAUUUCAUACCGACAAUAAAUAAAUUUUGAUUUGAUUUGUAAGAUUUUCUUGUAUUGUUUUUGUUACAAAAUGACAUAACAUUUGAUAGAACUUGAAAUAAAGAGUGUUGCUUAAAAUGUUAUUUUUAUAAUUUGUAAAAAAAACAUCCAACAGGGUGACCUAGUAGGAUAUCCAACAAGGUGAAAAGGAGGUCCACAUCUAACACUGUUAGA
Messenger RNA from Dreissena polymorpha, 2863 nucleotides. RefSeq names its product 52 kDa repressor of the inhibitor of the protein kinase-like. Bases 1 to 2181 code for a protein of 726 amino acids. Lineage: Eukaryota; Metazoa; Mollusca; Bivalvia; Myida; Dreissenidae. The record is from RefSeq and is a predicted model, not a curated record. Gene Ontology annotation, molecular function: protein dimerization activity. The transcript is spliced from 4 exons.